AUUAUCAUCGACCAAACCGUGUGAUGAAAAGCAGACACUGGUCUCGAUAGCGUCAAAGCUCACGGCAGGAUUAGAGGAGCUGUCUUCCCUUCGCAUCUGCCCUCACCUAAGCAGACACUUCACUCUCUGAGUCUUCACGCGCUUGCCAUCUGAAUCUCGCCUCCAUCCCGUCGCCUCCGCCGCACCAGAUCCCCGCCGCCGGCAUCAGCCCGCCCGGGUCUGUGGAGUACCCGGCUACAGAUUAAUAGGGACACGAGCCAUGGCGACAGCGGCAGUCGGGGGUAUGCUCGCCUCUGCCGUCAUCAAGGUGGUGAUUAAACAGAUUGGUUCCGCCAUCGGAGGCGAGAUCAAGCAGCACUGGAACAUGAAGAAGGAUCUCGAGAAGAUGAAGAUGACGCUGGAGUCGGUGGAGGCCGUGCUCAGCGACGCCGAGACGCGGUCGGUCACGGAUAACUCGGCUCUUCUCUGGUUGAAGCGGCUCAAGGACGCCAUGUACGACAUCUCCGACAUGCUUGAUGACUUCGAAGCUGACACCGACCUGAUUGGCGCCCGAUUUUUUAAACAAACAAAUAGGGCUACAUGGUUCAUUAUGCAUGACCUGGUGCAUGACCUCGCAAGAUCGGUCAUGGCUGACGAAUAUAACUUGGAUGGCCCCAACUGCCGUUAUGCAUACCUGACAGAUUGUGACAGUUGCAGUAACAUCUAUUUGCUUAAGCAUGCAAUACAUGUUGAGCUGGAAAUCUCGCAGCCUUGA
Lolium rigidum is the source of this 754-nucleotide messenger RNA. RefSeq lists its product as uncharacterized. NCBI's taxonomy places the organism in Eukaryota, Viridiplantae, Streptophyta, Magnoliopsida, Poales, Poaceae. The transcript has 5 exons. The coding region runs from base 260 to 754 and encodes 164 amino acids. The record is from RefSeq and is a predicted model, not a curated record.